Molecule: messenger RNA, 2057 nt
Organism: Thrips palmi
Lineage: Eukaryota; Metazoa; Arthropoda; Insecta; Thysanoptera; Thripidae
Exons: 13
Coding region: 78-2057 (659 amino acids)
Source: RefSeq, a predicted model, not a curated record
AUCUCGACCAGCGAGGCCCAGAUUUGAGGGCCCAUAGCUCACCAGAGCCAUGCUCUUGAUAAAAGCGUGGCCCGAAAAUGAACCCGCUGCCCGUGUGGAUGUUGACGCUGCUGCUGGCCUGGAAGGUCCCCCGCGUCAGAGCGGAGUGCGUCUUCCCGGAGCAGUGGCAGGGCCGCUGGUUCCAGUCCGGCGUGCCCAAGCUCAUCGCCAUCUCCAGCAGCGACUUCGAGACCAAGGGCGUGUGCGUGCACAGCGAGAAGGACAAGUACCUCAUCGAGGACAGGAAGGAGAAAUGCUUCCGCUGCGUCUCGAUCCACGAGAUGCACCCGAACGUGCUUCAGUACAAAGAGACGUACUGCGAGACGGCCGAGCGCAUCCAGGGCCUGUGCCAGAGCAUCCCCAUCGACACCACGCUCUUCUCCAUGUUCCGCGCGGACGCGGCGCCGCAGCGCUGCCCGCUGCUCGACCCGCCCUUCAACUUCACGUACUCCAGGAACUCGGGCGAGUGCGCGUGGCCCGUGUCCAGGCUGGAGGGCUGCACCGACCCGGCCAGGCUGCGGCUGCGCUACCAAGCCUGCCCCGACGUGCCCAGCACGGAGAGCACCAUCGAGGAGCUGGAGUGCGUGGCGGACUGGAAGGAGGGCUCGACGCGCUACAUGGUGGGCAAGCUGCAGUACCACCACAAGACGGCCGCCAGCGACGAGGAGCGCUACCGGUGCUUCGUGUACGAGCCCACGCCCGAGGGCUACUCGGUGGCGCAGUCCGGGGACGCCACCUGCACCGGGCUCACCUCCGCCACCGUCGGCUCCAAGAACAUGCGGCUCACCAGGGUCCGCCAGAGGUGGCCGCCGUGCCGCCUGCCCGAAUGGCUGCGCGCGCACCACGCCUGGCAGUCCCUCAACAAGCACCUGCAGCUGCAGGUGGGGCUGCACAACGUGACGCUGCGCCGGCUGCGCGGCCACCACCGCCACCACCUGCACCGCCACCACCAGGACGCCGACGAGGCCGCCGAGGACCAGGACAACGACCUGCACGUCGGGCCGCGGCCGCGCGCGCAGACCGACCAGCACGCCGUCAACCUCCACGAGGAGUCCAUGACGUGCCACUCGGUGACGGAGCGCAGCGACCGCGUCGUGCAGCUGGUGGCGCACGUCACGCUGGGCUGCGACAGCGGCUACAGCUGCCUCCGGCUCUACCAGCGGGACAGGCACGUCAUGGAGAUGCAGCGUUCGGCCCACACCGGAAGCGCCGAGGAGGCCUGCCGCGCUGACAACUUCGACCCGCUGUCCGAGCGCUUCACCACCUUCAUAACGUCCGACCCCCAGCACAGGCAGUGCCCCUACUCGGGCAGGUACGCCGUCACCAACUACCUGGGCGGCGACAUCGUGUGCAGUACGCACCCCAGCAGCAGGGCCAACGACAUCAUCAACAACAACAAGGACAUCGACAACAACGACAUCAACAGCCUGGUGCGGCCCCACCCGAAGGACCCGAAGGCCAGCGCCCGCCGCGCCACCGCCUUGGGGUCCAAGUCCCUGGACGUGGGCUGCGGCACGGGCCACACCAUGGAGUUCCACUCGCACUGCGAGGCGGACAGCAUCACCGCGUACUCGUGCCACGGCAGCUGGAGCGACAACGGCACCAGCUUCACCAUCGCCGUGCCGGUGUCGGCGACGCUGUCCGGGACGGUGUCCGGGACGCUGCCGGGCUGGGGCGUGGGCGUGGAGUCCGGGCCGGCGGGCGCCGAGGCGCUGCGUCGCGACGCGGACCCCGCCGUGCGCCGGCUGUGCUUCGUGUACCGCGAGCUGAUCGCCGACGACGCGGGCGCCGUGCUCAACGCGGGCGACGGCGCGGCGGCCCAGAGCGCGCUGCGGCAGCAGCCCUCCAUCGUGAUCCAGUCCCGCGUGGGCGAGGAGUGCCACCGCCACCACCUGCACGGCCUGCACGGCCUCCACGGCCUCCAGGAGCGCGCCCAGGCCCACACCCUCGAGGACGCGCCGCCCGUCGAGGCCGAGGCCGUCUUCUGGGCCUUCGACCUCACGCCCAACGUGAAGUAA